This is a messenger RNA of Mugil cephalus (flathead mullet), 9204 nucleotides long. RefSeq names its product Rho GTPase activating protein 31 (gene arhgap31). Gene Ontology annotation, molecular function: GTPase activator activity. Gene Ontology annotation, biological process: small GTPase-mediated signal transduction. The coding region runs from base 2514 to 6389 and encodes 1291 amino acids. The record is from RefSeq and is a predicted model, not a curated record. NCBI's taxonomy places the organism in Eukaryota, Metazoa, Chordata, Actinopteri, Mugiliformes, Mugilidae. The transcript has 12 exons.
UUUUUUUCUUAUUAACUAGUGCAAAGAAAGAGCGGGAUGUCUGAGGCUUUGUGUGAACAGAAUGAUGUCAUCUCCUCUUCCUUUGGUGCAGAAUGAAAGCUUUGUCUUGCUGAGGCCAGGCCCGGUCAACUAGCUCACAUGUGACAUUCACAAAACACAAAAAUAUCAACACUGAAAGUUCUAAACACUGAUCUACCCACAAACCACAUCAUUCAGACCCAUCAGAAGAAUGCCAGUACAGCGUGUACUGCAUUUGUAAAUAUUGUAACCCUUGUACAAGUGUAAAAAUUCACUAACCUCUAUGAAGAACAGUCGUUUACGGCUCAAGUAGUGUCACAAUGCUUUAGGUUCCAAUCUUGUGGACUGAUUUCACAUCUAUUCUUAACAGAUACCGGAUGGAGAGGUUUUUUUUUUUAAAUUAAAUGCUGGUAGAGCCUGACAAUAUCACAAUAUUUCAGUCCCGCUGACCUGCUUGAUCUGUGUGGGGUUUGUGCAAAUUUCUUCUUGAUAGUUCAUUUGUCUCCUGGGAAUACUUGCAGAAAGAAACUAUCACAUGCGCUCUCGUAGGUGAAAGAGGUUACUUGUUGCAGAAUCCACACAGAAUUAUCACCAACCUUACUGUUCUCUCUCAGCUCACGUGAGAGUUUCAGCAUCUGUCAGCUCAUUGUUUUGGUUUUCCGGCCCGUUUCUUUAUUUUGGGUUAGUCGCUCAGCUCCCGUCAGCGUUUCAGCUUAAGGACAUGCGACAUUUGAUCAGUCUUGAAGAGGAGACUGAUAGUGAGCUAUGGGCAUAGUUAAGAAGCAUUUUAGCAUGUAUUGAGCCAAAUAAUUUCUCGAGGCACUGAUGGAGACCAAAACAGAGUUAAGAAUAUCAGACUUCUGUCAGGUGGCCAAAAGCAUAACUCUAUAUCAGUGCCAAUGUUGCGCCUUAUCUACUUGUAAAUAGACAAGAAGUACCAAUUGAAAAAAAAAAAAAAAAGUCAUAACAUAUAUGUCUCUCAUUACUGCCAGUAUAACUUUAUAUUUUGUUACUUUGGAGCAUUUGGAAUCCAUUUCAGAGCCUUUAUUUAAAAAAAUUGUGCUGAUGCCGAGUCAAAAAGGUUUUGCAACAGAUUUGUAUCACUAUUUGGACAUGCAGUUGACAUGCUUGUGUCUUAGUGGAUUUUAAUUUGUUAAAUACCUGUAUCUCCACUCCAGUAGAUCACUACAGUCAGUGGUUGUCUGGUAUGAAUGCUGAAGGGCUAGAUUUGCUGCAAUUAGUGACUUCAUGCACAGUUCAAUAUUUCAUAGCUGUAAAAUGUCAAGCCUCAAUUUGUGGAAUUGGGGUUUAGGAUCUGUAAUUUUCCAUGUGAAACUAUUAAAAGCCUACAGCUUGUGAGGAAAACUUCAUCAUUACCCAGAGCUGUAAAAGAUCAGGACAUUAAUGGAGACAUGAUUUAUUGUACACAGUAACAUCAGUGGUAAUGCAUUUAUUUAGUAUGUGUUAUACUUGCUGAUGUGUUGAAUUAAACUUGCAGUCCAGUUUAAAAAGAAAAAGAUUAAAUGCAUGGCUGUAACAAGAACCAUGUGUUGUCCAUCUCGUCACGCCGGCCCCCCCAUCUCCCCCCAUUUCCCAUCUAUGCCCUUUAGGCCCUCACUUCAGUCACCUCCCACUUCCCUCUUCCUUCAGAACCCGUCUGUUUUUGUUUUCGAGCCUGGGCUCUUUGCACAGGAAACUUUAUACAUUGGGAGCAUUCAGGAAGGCAGAGGGCAGCUUUCCCGUUAGCUCCAAGUUUGGGCACAUGUAAAAAAAAAAAAAAAAAUGAAUAAAAGAGGUCAGUAAUUCCUAAACCAGGACAGAAACAGAAGUCAGCUGUUCUCCUCCUCCUCCUCCUCCUCCUCCUCCUCCCUCUCCCUUCACUUCCCUCCCUUUACAAUGUCCCAACAUUUCAAAACUCCCUGCCACGAGUCCAUUUCUAAACACAGAGUAUUUGGAAAAUCUUACUGGUAAAUAAUUAGAAAUAAAUAACUAAUGUUCAAAACGGGGUUUGCCACUCUUGAUGCAUGUGUGUCUCAGCUACAGAGAAGCCAGUGAAAAGGGGAGACUGUGGAAUGAAGGAAAAGAGGAGGAGAUAAAAAGGAGCAGAGAGAGACUGGCUGGGGGUAAAAAAAACAACAGGAAACCAACCGAUCCUAAUGCUGUUUCUGCAAAUCCUUCACAUAUAAAGCGGUGGACCGCCACGUCCUGGCAGACCAGCAGCCACACUAUGUCCUUUCUUCGCACAUCUCUUGGAGUAAAAUCAAUCUGAAGGACUUUAAGUUUAAAAAGUGACGUCACUUCUGCUCUCAGCCUCCAACAGUGCGGUUAGUUAGAAUGUGAGCGGAUGCAGACUUUUGGGAGCUGUUUGCUGGGAUUUCUGUGCCGCGGCUGCUUUCUGACCUACAAUCACAACCUUUCUCGAGGUCAUAUGGAUCAGUCGCUGUGCUGUCAAGGAACUUCUUGUUUUAAUCAUCUGGACUACUAACUGGAGCCACAUGAAGAAUAAAGGGACUAAGCAGAAGUCCAAGAAGAAAGGAAGUGAAAAUGCGUUCGGCUGUGACCUGAUAGAACAUCUCCAGAAUUCAGGACAAGAUGUUCCACAGGUUCUCAAGAAAUGUGCUGAGUUCAUUGAGAAGCAUGGGAUCGUGGAUGGGAUCUACAGACUGUCUGGGGUCACAUCAAAUAUCCAGCGUCUCAGGCAGGAAUUCUGCUCUGAGGCGUGCCCUGACCUUACAAAGGAAGUGUACCUCCAGGACAUCCACUGUGUGGGUUCCUUAUGUAAGCUGUACUUCCGGGAGCUACCUAAUCCUCUGCUCACAUAUGAGCUAUACAGCAAAUUCACUGAAGCAGUCUCGGUCCACGGAGAUCAUGAGAGACUUCUACACCUUCAGAGGGUCAUAAAAGAACUGCCGAGCGCUCACUUCAGGACACUAGAGUACCUCACCAAACACCUGGCCCACCUCGCUACCUUAAGCAACCAGACAAACAUGCAUACACGUAACUUGGCCCUGGUGUGGGCUCCAAAUCUGUUAAGAUCUAAAGACAUUGAAUCUCCAUCUGGUAAUGGAGACAUGGCUUUCCAGGAGGUGCGGAUACAACAGUCUGUGGUUGAGUUUAUAUUAAAUCACACAGAGCAGAUCUUCAACUGUGAUUUUGCACAAAUCAAACCGAAAGAAGGGCCGAGUUUGAUGUGUGCAGAGAAAUAUGCCACACUGCCCAUUAGUGGCCAGUGUGGUCCAAUGAAGCUGAUGAGCCUGGAAGAAGCUCAGGCCCGCUCCCUAAGCCCAAACCACCCAGUGCAUAAAGAACGUCAGCGGGAGAACAGCCUGCCUGAUACCAGCACUGCCACGCUCUAUCACACUGUCAUAGACAUAUCAGACAGCAAGAGAAAGUUUUCUGGGAAGUCAAAAAGGUGGAAGUCAAUCUUCAACCUGGGAAGAUCGGUGGAUUCAAAGGGAAAAUUGAGCCGGAACGGUAGUGUGUUCAUAAGAGGACAGGGGAUAACAGAAAAGGCAGCUCUCCGUCCAUCUAGGAGCAUGGAAUCCUUGUGCUCCCUACCAACAGAUGAUGACAGAACAGGAAACGAUAGCUCAGCUGGUGGUCUUGGCAGCCUUUUCAUUCCGGAUGUAAAGUCCAGAACACUGGGAUCUGACUCCCUCUACGACCUGAGUGAACAUGACCAAAGCUGGGAGUUUAAAGGGAAGAAAGGUGAUGGGGCAACAGGUGGCUUGAGCUCUGGCAUGAACCAAAAGGGGUCUCCAGGUGCCUCUUUGCCCCCUCAGAAAACAUUGCCAGAGCAACUUAAGGUGUUUAAAGGAGAUGAAGUCACCGGCUACAAGCCUACCUCUCCGAAAAACAGGAGGAUGUUGUACUCGGGUUCCUCCCACAGCAGCUCCUCUCGGCCCUCCUUUCCAGGAAGCUUCUUCCCACUGGAGUCCUCGCCGCGACAUCAGCGCAGAGCCGUCAACAUUUCCGAGCCUUUUGCUGUCUCUGUACCCCUUCGGGUGUCAGCCGUUAUCAGCUCUAACAGCACACCAUGCAGGAGCCACGCCAAGGAUAAAGCAGCUACUCUUAAACCCACCAGAGAGACCACAGAGCAGAGCAGCAACAUAGGAAAGAGCAACACUUUCCCACUACUGGAACCAAAGAAGCAGGAAGGAGCGGAGAGGAAAAACAUCGAGAAGCUGACUUCUAGAGUUUCAGCACAGGAUACAAGCAAAGAAGUGACGCAAGGUGGCCGAGCAGGGAGGAAUAUUUCUGAACUGGAACAGCUCCCUCUUGAAAAGGCAAGAGAAAACAAAGAUUCAGCACCAUCUUCUGGGAAAGACCAACACAACCAGCCUACUGAUACACAACUGGAUAAGGGAUCGUCUACUGGGAAAGAGCUGUGGUCUGACCUCCAUCAAGAGCUGAAGAUAACUGAACCUGAGAUUGAUCUGCUGGAUGAGACUUUUAGACCAGUUUUCAGCUCAAUGAGCUCUUGUGAGAACAAGUUAACAAUGGACGUUAAAUCCAAGCGAAGCCGUAGCUCUCCAUCUCUGUCUUUGCUGUGUAGGGAGCAGUCUUCAAAUACCUCUCUGAGUGAACACAUGUUAGCCACUGGCUCUGACUCAGCAAAGAAACAACCCUCAGAACCUGACAUCUUAUUUUCCAUUCACAAAAAUGUUGACGUUUCUGUCGAAAAGACUGCUGACAUGGCGGACGAGAAAGAAAAGCAUCAAAAGGUCGCACCAGUAAGCACGGAUAAGUGCAAACCUCCCUUAAAGGAAACAAGUUUAGAUCAAGUUGGGAAUCCUUUGACAAUAGAGGAUGUUCCAGUGAUUGCAAGCUUCCCAAGAGCAGAGAGAAAAUCUCAGACACAUGAAAUUCCUCAAGAAGACCACAUAAUCUCCACUGAUGUAGCAAAGAAACUUUUGAUUCCUCAGAUGGAGCUUAUUCAGAGGCUCUCCGUGUGCAUGGAGGAGAGACGCAACACCUUGGAACUGCCGAACCUUGACGAUGAUGAAGGAUGUGGAGGACACACAGAAGAGCUGGACUUGGUGGAGCCCUGGGAGGAGCUUGGCUCCACUAAGCAGUGGGUUACCAGCCCUCUCCACUCACCUGAUGUGGAGGAACUGUUUAACCAGCUGUCACCGUUCAGCUCACAUGGGGAAGCUCUGGGCUUAGAGGCAGGGAAUGUUUCAUCUCCUUCAGUCGAUAAUAAACAAUCUCUCAUAAAGAGCACUGAACAAUUCUCAGGAAACGUCCCUCAGAAAACCAGUAGCAAGCCGGAGAGCAAAUGGACACAUCUGUCAUCAGUGCCUACAAGGAUCGGUGGGAAUCACGCAACGCAACCUCAAGCAGGAAAGUGCAGCACAACAAAACAGAAGAAUACAGUGUCAUCUCAGAAGUUUAACAGGCAAAUGUCUUAUGAGGCAGCUGCUUCAGAUAAAAGAGAAGAAAACUGCUUUUCUAAGCACAGGCCCUACUCUCUUAACCUUGACCUGGGGCAUCGAUAUAUCAGAGACAUUUCCAACCAGCAAAAUCGUAACUCAUCAGAGUUUUCCUCUUGUCAGAGAGGAUUAAUGGCCUCAGCUGGAGCUGUAAACAACGGGUUGCCCACAGAGUUGGAGCUGUUUCUGAAUGAUCGACAGGCACCUCUUCGGAGGAACUCAGCCCCAGUCAGCGUGUCAUCUGUGCGCACAGCCUUCAUGAUAAAAACGUGCCAAGCCAAAGCUGUGCCUGUGAUCCCUCCUAAGGUGCAGUAUAGUCAGAUACCUCACUCCAGACAUGAGAAUGAGUUUGAUGCAGCAAAGGAACAAGAACAGGAACAUCCCAAAAUGACUGCAGAGAAAAGCAAUGUUGCGUCAUCUUUAAUGAUGUCAGAUCUGAAGGAGGAGCUGGAGAAUAAAGAGCCUGCAUCCAAACACCAAAGACACCCAAAUGUUGAGAAACCUGCUGAAUCUGGGAAGACCACAUCCACUCAGGAACUGCCAGUCAUAACCAGGAGACACCCACCAAGUCUGGAAGUGUUUGUGGAUUGUCCCAGACCCAACAGAGGCAACCUCCUACAAAGACCAUCCUUUAGGAACAGACAGAGACCCCAGAGUCUCAUUCUGCUCAGCCCUCCUUUCCCCAUCAUGGACUAUCCACCCUCAGGGGACGAUUCCAGGCUCCUUUCAUCCAUCAAGAGCCUUAACAACACAUCAGCAGGGAACGUCUUUUCUAAAGACAUGUCUGAGAAUUUCAGUACACCAGAAGGGGUCGCACUUCAAAAUAAAAUGACUAUUCCAAAAAGUGGGCAGAGACUGGAAACAUCAACCAGCUGCUUCUACCAGCCACAGAGAAGGUCCAUGAUAUUUGACAGCAGGAGCCACCGGCAGAUUGAGUGACAGAGGUACACUCAGUGGCUAUGAGACUGAGGGGUGUAUGUAAAUAGGUCUUGACCUUUUAUACACCAUUAGAUUUUAUUCGCUGUUAAUUGCUCAUUCCUUGGAAGAUGAAGAAUAAGUUUGGAUAAAAUAAAAACACAGGAAGUGUCUGUGAAAAAACAAGAGGAAGCCAUAAUGUGACUGUGACUAGAUUGAGAUCUAGUGUUGCAGCAAAGGAAUUCAUUCAUCCAUUCUUUGCUAAUUAAUUUUUUCAUUUAGUUGACUAAAUGCUUGUUUGUAUUCUGUAAAUCUGUCAGUGACCAUUUCAGUUGAGAUUCAUACAGAAAAUAUUUAUAAUUUCAUGCUCAACUGUAUGUCUGAGUUAUGAAAUCAAAGUCUACCUGGUCACCAGCUAAGUGUUUUACUACACAGUCACAGUGUAUCACUGCCAGAUCUUCUUCUUCAGAGAAUUUUAACAGUUGAAAGUGAUGACUAUUAACUAAAAGCUUUGUUUUGGAGCAUGUGCUGCCAGAUAUUACACUGAUUAAACAGAAGGAUGAAUUUAUUUUUACUUUGGAAGCACAAAGCAAGAAAAAAAAUUAUUCAACGUUGACUAAUUAUUACUUUUUUUCCCUUAGAGGUUUUAUUACACAGAUAAAAGUACCAAAGCAACCAUGUAAAAUACCAUGAAGGAGAGGCAAACCAAGUAAUUAUUUAGGGCCCAGUGGAAAAAAAAUAAGAAAGGUGGCCUCCAGAUGGCAACUUAUUGGUAUAUUUUGCAGUGACAACCACAAAUUCCCGUAGACCUACAGUACAAAGUGACAAAUUUCAGUAGUUUAGAUGUGGAUAAAACACGGACGCCUUUGCCUCCAAAAUCCACCAGAACUCGUCACUGUCAACAUGUAAGCAUGAUUUUACAGCUGCUGCAAGACAAGGUAUAGUUUUAACUGCUCAAUACAGUGCUGUGUGUAAGUAUCUGCACGCUGCAGAAUUUUGGACAUUUCAAUGUAAAAUGUACUGAAAACAUCAGCAGUCCUGGCAGUAGACAAUGAGAACCCAAUCAAAUAAAGGGAAAUGAAGACUUUGAACAGAUCUGUGAGAUUCAAAAGUAAAUAAACUCUUGUUUUUACUAUCUGGUGUGAUGCCUUGUGCACCAAAUGUCUAGAGCAGCUUGGAGAGAUUUUAGCCCAUCUCUAAAUACAAAACGACUUCAUUUCUGAGAUAUUGGUGGGUUUGACAUAAAUCCCUUGCUUCAGAACCUUCCACAGUAUUUGUAUUGAAUUGAGGUCAGGACAUUGACUUUCAAAACAUUCAUUUCUUGAAUUCCAGUUUCCCUCGAGAUACAGCUCACAGGCAAAUGUGCUGAUAUUUUCCUUUAGGAUUCGCUGGUAUAAUUCAGAAUUCAUUGGUCUAUCAACAUGGAGAGCUGUUCCAAAGUCCUCAGAAAGCCUUUGUCUGAGCCAUACACAAAAAUGUGUUGUGAACAUCAGAUUGUGACAAAUCAUUGUAUUGAUGGAAACACUUCUGAAUAAAUGGACUCUCAUUUGGCCUUGAAAUUAAAGUAAUCCUAGAUGAUCACAUACCUUUGCAUCUCACAGAUAUGUAGUAUUUGGUCAUUUUUCCUGGAUAAACAUGAUUUGUUUGAGUGGGUUCUCUUUGUCUGCUUUCAGAACUUAUGUGAAAAUGUGCUGAUGUUCUGGGGGGUGCAACUACUUUAAAGCAUCACUGCAUACACUUGGUUUAGUUGGUUUGGUUGUUCCCAACUCAGAUGUUAAGCACCUCCAAAGAGUCAUGAGAUAAAUAUAGUGGGUUGUGAAGUUAUAAAUGUGGCAGAAUAGAAGAGAUCCAAAAAUUAGGAUUAAUACUUUGGUCCUAAUUUGUAAAAUAAAUAAAUGAUUUAUCUGUCAAAUAAACAAAGUAAUGAAGUAUUUGUUCCAUCUUAAAAUAUUUAAAACAGUGAACAGAUUAUCCUUGGUCGGUUAAGCAAGUUUAAUAAUGUUACAUCAACUGUCAAACAGUUGAACAGCCAACAUUUGAAUUUAUUUAUUCCUAUAUUAACUUUCACAUGAUAUGAAGUUAACUAAUUAGUUAUCUAUAUAUUGUAUGGAGCGAUCAGCUCUGUGAUAAGCUGAUGUCAGUGUGAUUUUCUUUAAAAGUUCUUAUUUAAAGGUAAAGCUCCUAUUUCUGAUUUAAAGAAGCUGAACUGACAGUAUUUACUCACAGAGGGAUUUUAAUCCAUCUUGAUUUUUUGUUUGGAUUUUAUGGCAGGAUUGUUUAUGUGUUUUGGUUUAUGGGUUUUCAGCUAUGGGAAAAAAAUCAUCAGUCAUGGUUUUGGUGUUAACUGAAAUUCUGGAGCUGCUCAUCAGAUGGUAAACUGGAAGUUGACUGUGCAUGCUGACUGUAUUCAUUGUAUUUGGACGUUCAUGGUGCUUUAAGUCAAAGUCAGGUGAUGCCAUUUAUAUGUGUUUCCCUUCUCAUUCUGAUUUGAUGUAAGGACCUUUGAUAUUACUUUGUUGUUUUUUCUUUUUCUUUUCUUUUUUCUUUUUUUUUUGCCAUAAACGCAGCAGUUUGGAAGUUACAUUGUAUUUAAGAUGCCUGGGAUGUUAAACAUGAUGCAGUCUUUUUAUACUGGAGUUUGGAUGGGCUGGAUGAAUGGUUACAUUUGUGUAUUGUUGAUAAUGAAAAUGACUGAACUGUGUGUUUUCAUAGUAGAAACAUCUGAAGUGUUGCCUUAAAUAUCCAGUGAUGGCACCUAAAGCAAUGUACUGUAUAUAAAAUGGUUACUGAUUUUUGUUAAAACAACAAGUUAUGGGAAUAAAAACUUUAAAUGUUAAAA